AUGCUGGCCAAGAUCCUACAAGCCCUGGGACUCGGAAUUCUGGCUGGAUCCGGUUUCACGCAUGUGCUGGCACAGGCUUCAACCACAACCGAAAGCACAAUCACCCCAGUUCCCGCGGCUGCUUCGGUAACUUUGACGGGCAGCGUCACUCAUACUGUCCAAGUCGGACCCAAGGCUAGUCCACACGCGUAUGUGCCACAGAGUCUGACGGCGCAACCGGGUGAUGUGGUGGUGUUUGAAUUCUAUCCCACCAACCACUCCGUUGUCAAGGCAGACUUUGGAGCACCGUGUGUCCCGGCGACUGAUGGCGUCUUUUUCUCUGGGAUAUUCGACAGCUUUAGCCUGAGAGACGGUCAAAUCGUUGGGCCGCCGCCGACUUGGUCUUUGGUAAUCAAUGACACUCAGCCACUGUUUUACUACUGUACCGCCAUCAGCUCAUGCUUGGGAAAUGGGAUGGUGGGCGUGAUCAACCCAAACUCAACACAGACUUUUGAAGCCCAGUACGACAAAGCACUCAAAUAUCCAUACAUGCUGGUUCCAGGACAAUCAAUGCCCGCCGAAGGAAGUGGUUCGCUAUCCACCAGUUCAACGCAGAAUCCAUCAAGCGACACAGCCACUUCAGCCGCAAACAAAGGGCUUAGUGGCGGCGCUAUUGCUGGAAUUGUAGUUGCAGCGGUCGUUUUUGUUGCUAUACUGGUGAUACUUUUCUUUGUUCUGGGCCGCAACCGCGUCUACUCGCAGUGGAUGUCAUCGCCAGAUGGACGAACAGAGCGUACCGCGCGAUGGGCAAUGGGCAGCAACUAUGGAGGUCAGAAGAGUGAAGCGGAGAGUGUGAGUACAAAAGCACCUGGUACAGAGGUAAACUCGGUCGUGUGUGGUGAUCAUCCCAUGCGUCACUUUUCUCCUGGGCCUGAGAGCAAGGUGACGGCAGGCCAUGCGACUACCUGGCAUCACUAUUACCCUCCCUCCUAUUCUUCGGAGGGACAGCCGGCUUCAUUCGGUGCCCGUGGCCCUUCGGAGUUGGAGGGAGCUGGAGUCGCUCAUCAACUUCCUGAGAGGAGGUUCCGGUAG
Molecule: messenger RNA, 1071 nt
Organism: Penicillium diatomitis
Lineage: Eukaryota; Fungi; Ascomycota; Eurotiomycetes; Eurotiales; Aspergillaceae
Product: cupredoxin domain-containing protein
Exons: 4
Coding region: 1-1071 (356 amino acids)
Source: RefSeq, a predicted model, not a curated record